AUGUCGUUUAUCAGUAAAGUCGUUCUUGUUGUUGGCGGAAGUUCUGGUAUCGGCGCUGCGACUGCAAUUAAAUUAUGCGGAGAAGGUGCGAAAGUUGCCAUCGUAGGAAGAAACAGAAGCAAAUUAGCGGAACUUGAAAAUCAAUGCGAAGGAAUUCUUGCAAUAAAUGCGGAUGUAAGACUAGACGAAGAUAUAAAGAGAAUAGUGGAUACGACUGUAAACCAUUUUGGAAAAUUGGAUGUUUUAAUUAACAGUGUUGGUGUUGGUUGCUUUGCAAGUAUUACCGCCGAGAACGCUAUGGAAGAAUUUGAUAAAACUAUGGCUAUAAACCUUAGAGCCGCUGUUUAUCUGAGUCACCUUGCAUUACCACACCUCAUUGAGACUAAAGGUAACAUAGUAAACAUCUCAAGCGUUGCAUCGACUGCUGUAUUUUUCGAAAAUCAUUUCGCUUAUUGUACAUCCAAAGCCGGACUAGACCAUUUUACUAGAAGUAUAGCAUAUGAACUAGCACCUAAAGGUGUCCGAAUAAAUAUCAUCAUUCCGGGACCCGUUAAAACUGGUUAUAUCAAUGGACUCAUAUUAGAUAUAAAAGAACAUGAAAAAUUUUAUAACAUGUUAGAAAACCGAACAGCUUUAGGGAAACAGUCUGAAGCUAACGAGAUUGCUGAUUUAAUAUUAUAUAUUGCCAGUGAAAAAGCAAGAAGCAUUACUGGUUCGUCGUUUGUAAUAGAUAAUGGAAUGUUACUUAAGGGUUAA
Molecule: messenger RNA, 756 nt
Organism: Danaus chrysippus (African queen)
Lineage: Eukaryota; Metazoa; Arthropoda; Insecta; Lepidoptera; Nymphalidae
Source: the annotation of a GenBank genome assembly